Molecule: messenger RNA, 1521 nt
Organism: Trypanosoma brucei brucei TREU927
Lineage: Eukaryota; Euglenozoa; Kinetoplastea; Trypanosomatida; Trypanosomatidae
Product: cholinephosphate cytidylyltransferase A, putative
Exons: 1
Coding region: 1-1521 (506 amino acids)
Biological process (GO): phosphatidylethanolamine biosynthetic process
Cellular component (GO): cytoplasm; membrane
Molecular function (GO): phosphotransferase activity, for other substituted phosphate groups; ethanolamine-phosphate cytidylyltransferase activity
Source: RefSeq, a predicted model, not a curated record
AUGGUAUCCCACUACCUGAGUGACCACAGUUUUUUUUUUACACCUCUGGAGCGGGACCGCGUCGCACAUGCAGAUACAAGUGUUGAGACGCGUCCCGUUAGUUUUGUGACGUUGGUGCUCCACUCACUUUGGGUUUUUUUAGAUAGCACUUUUGUGCCGGAGGCCGUGGCACCCAACACCAUUACAUUAGUGGGUUUAAUGAGCUCCGUGCAGUCAUACCAGAUCCUCAGCGAGUACUAUGACCAAACCCCUCAGUCACACACUGCAGCGGCAACUGGGCCCAUAUUAAUGUCGUCUUUGUUAUGUGUUGUAGCUAUCAUGUGCGGUGCGUUGGAUGGUGUGCACGCAAGGCGGUGCCGCUCCGCUACGCCACUGGGUGACAUAUUUUCUCGUGUCUGCAGUAGUGUUCUGCGCAUUUUCUUUGCUCUGACGCUCAUGAAAGCGUUCAAUAUAGUUGAUAUCUCAACACAGUGGUAUGCUCUAAUGGUACUGCAACUGAUCGAAUUCAACACGGUGCUGGGACGCAUAAGCGCUGAAAAUCUGAGAGGAGGGAAGGCGAAGACAGUUGUUUAUCACCUGACGUAUUGCUUUCGUGACUCGGAACUUUCCUUCCUAAUUCUCUGCGCGUUGAUUGCAAGAGUGGUAUUUCCGGAUAUGAACUUUUACAGUCCAGUCUAUCCAAACUUUUUGAGAGAUGCAUUCAUAUUCCUUGUCAUGGUGAGCUUCACAAACUUGUUGCUUCUGAAGAUGGAGAAGAAACAUAAGGCGGCGAUUGCCGUGUGUUUGGCCACUCGUGUGGUGCCGCUGUUCAAUAUCUUUUCUUUCACUAACAACAAUGUAUUCAGUCUUAUCAGUGGAUCUCUUGCUGUUGGUUUACUUUCAACGGAGGUGCAUGUGAGCAACGUUUCCGGCAGGCGGGUGCAUGCGGCCGUCAUUUGUAUUUGUGUGGGAUCCGUAUUUAACGAUAUUCUUUCCAUAGGCGCAUCGAUCCUGUACGUUAUUGGGAUGAUGGCGGAUCUGUCAUAUUCCGCGCGUAUUCCCCUUUUCGCGCCUGUGAGAAAUGUGUUCUGUGAUGGUGUUUUUGACUUGUGUCAUGCGGGACAUAAGAACUUCCUGCAGAAUGCUCUUCUCUACGGCAAUCGCCUCAUUGUUGGUGUUUGUGGAGAUGAUGAAUGCGAAGCGUACAAACGACGGCCAAUCAUGACAGUCGAUGAAAGGGUGAAUGAAGUAAAGAUGUGUAAGUUUGUUUCACAGGUUAUUCGGAACAGCCCUGUUACCGGCGUCACUGAAGAAAUGAUCAAACGCUACAAUAUUCACGUGGUGGUGUGUGGUGAUGAAUACAACCGCCCUGAUGACACGUAUUAUGCAGUGCCACGCAGAAUGGGUAUUCUUCGGACAGCACCACGUACGGAAGGGAUAUCAACAAGUCUGCUAAUUGCCCGCAUUCGUGAUGCUACUGAAGUGGAGUUAUCUCGAAGGGACAAUGCGAGUAGUCGAUCAACUGUUAUGGAGGGGUCGUAG